Diospyros lotus (date-plum) is the source of this 1515-nucleotide messenger RNA. RefSeq lists its product as uncharacterized. Gene Ontology annotation, cellular component: cytoplasm; eukaryotic translation initiation factor 3 complex. Gene Ontology annotation, molecular function: translation initiation factor activity. The transcript is spliced from 7 exons. The record is from RefSeq and is a predicted model, not a curated record. Lineage: Eukaryota; Viridiplantae; Streptophyta; Magnoliopsida; Ericales; Ebenaceae. Bases 360 to 1034 code for a protein of 224 amino acids.
AAGACGAUUCUAGAAUACGUGACGCAGUUCCAGAUCUACCCAAAACCCUAAUUCACACCGCAACCCUUCCUCUCCCGUAUUCCUGUUUAAUGCACCAAACAAUUUGGAAACCAAAACGCCUGCUGAAAUUGACUAAUUUUUCGUAUCUUCACUGAAGAAGACAAGCCGAGCAUCUAUAUACGCGCAGACGUGUAUAUAUAUAUCUGGUCUCCUCAAUAUCUCUGCCAUCUCUGGUGUCUUGGUGCGGAUUGGGGUGGUAUUUUCGUGUUUGAGCUCUCCAUCCUCCAGAAGCAGGUGUAUUGUUUGUCUUGAAGAAAAACAUAUUAAUUUAUAAUUUGUCUCCUGAGGAGCACAACUAGAUGGAGGACUGGGAGGACGAACCAAUUCCACCUCUUCUCAAAAAGGAGCAACCAAUUCCUAGUUGGGAUGAAGAAGACGCGGAUGAUAAUGAAGUAAAGGAAUCAUGGGAGGAUGAAGAUGAAGAUGAACCUACUCCGGCACCUGCUCCUGAGCCUCCUGCUGAAAAGGUUCCCAAGAAGGCAACUGCAAAACCUAGUGACAAGAAAGGAAAAACGGUAGAAGUAGCGAAAGAAGUACCGCUAGAUCCUCAAGCAGAAAAACUUCACCAAGAAAGGCUUGUGGAAGAGGCCGAUUUUAAGUCCACUAGAGACUUGUUCGGCAGGAGAGGUGAUGAGAAGACACUUGAUAAUUUCAUUCCCAAGUCUGAAAGUGAUUUCUUGGAGUAUGCCGAACUCAUUACCCAUAAGCUUCGUCCCUAUGAGAAAAGCUUUCAUUAUAUCGGACUUCUCAAGGCUGUGAUGAGAUUGUCAAUGACAGCUCUUAAAGCGUCAGAUGCAAAGGAGCUUGCCUCUUCCAUUACUGCAAUUGCAAAUGAAAAGCUAAAAGCGGAGAAGGAAGCCAAUGCUGGCAAAAAGAAGACAGGUUCGAAGAAGAAACAGCUACAUGUUGACAAGCCAGACGACGAUGCAGUUGUUGAUGCCUAUGCUGCUUAUGAUGACUACGAUUUUAUGUGAAUUGCCGGUUAAUGGUUACCCUUGUCCUGCACCAAAGACAGAUCUCGUGUUCAAAGUGUUGAAGUAGAGCUGGGAGAUCUUGCGGCAUUUCCUCCAAUAUUAUGCGGACUGAGUGUGUUAAAUUUGCAGUCAGCAUGUCGGAUGUGCGAUAAAAUCUCUUAAAAGGAUCUAUUUUUCCUUCUUUGUUUUCGGUUGGCGACACCGGUUGCACAAAAUUCUGUCGACAUCUGUCUUUGUUGAUCUGUUUUGCCCCCUUCCUUGCGGUGGUUGAUUCAAUGGCAUAUAUGGUGAAACUAUGGUAUAGACUUGAGUUUCUACGUCCCAAUAUACCGUCUGUCAUAGUGAUUUUGGUUGCUGUAAGGUUGGUUAUUCAUUAUGCCUUGGUAUUAACAAUAAAGUUGUUCUAAGGUUAUGAAUUCGAGUUAUGAAAAUAGUGAAAACAAGGGUUAAGCUGUGCUCAAACCCACCCUUUGCGGAAUAA